AUGAAUGAAACCACCAUCAACAAAGAAAGAUCUGAGGCCCGGGUGAUGUCCAACUUCUCCACUGCCCUGAUUGCAACCGUUGUCACCAUGGGCGUGCUAAUCUUUAGCUGCAGCUAUAUUAUUCUGAUACAGAUCAAUCAAAAUAUCAGGACCGUGUUACGUAGCGGCCGGACUAAGUCGUUUGAAUGGUGGCGGGCACAGCUGAUGUCUCUGCUAAAAAUGUUGGAUGACAACAGAAAAAAGUUCUCACAGGUCUUGAAGGAAGAUUUGAAUAAGUGCAAAUCUGAAGGGCUCCUGUUUGAGAUAGACUUUACGAGAAAUGCUUUAGUAGACAGCAUCAACAAGUUUAAAAAGUGGACAACACCACAAAAGGCAAAGAAAGGUCUGUUGUACAUGAUGGACAAAGCCUACAUUCGCAAGGAGCCGUUUGGUGUGGCCCUCAUAAUUGGUGAUUGGAACUACCCCGUCCAUUUGACCAUAUUACCAAUUGUUGGGGCCAUAGCAGCGGGUAACUGUGUGGAACUGAAACCGUCUGAAAUAUCUUUGAACACUGCUGCACUUUUAGAAGAGCUUGUGCCAAAGUACCUUGGUCAGGAAGCUGUUCAAGUGGUAAAUGGGGGAAUUCAAGAAACGACCGCACUUCUGAAGGAGAGAUGGGACUACAUAUUCUACACAGGCAACCUUAUGGUGGGCAAGAUCGUGAUGAAGGCUGCGGCAGAACACCUUACCCCUGUUACAUUGGAGCUUGGCGGAAAAAGCCCGGUGUAUGUUGACGAAGAUGUAGACCUUGGCAUUGUGGCUAACCGUAUUAUGUGGGGCAAAUGUACUAAUGCAGGGCAGACGUGUGUGGCACCGGACUAUGUGAUGUGCUCCAAGACAACACAGGAGGCUUUGACAGAGGCUAUAAAACAAACACUGCAGAAUUUCUACCCUGACGGACCAGCCAAAUCUCCUGACUUUUGUCGUAUUGUGUCUGACAAACACACCAGUAACUGUUUUUUUUUCCCUUAUUUCCUCGGGGGCGGGAGAGUAGCAGUUGGCGGUGACGCGAAAGAUGAAGAGCGUUACGUCUCACCUACUGUGCUAGUGGAUGUCAAAUUCUCCCACUCGAUCAUGCAAGAUGAGAUAUUUGGCCCAACCCUGCCAAUAAUUCCAGUUGAAAAUGAAGAUGUUGCCAUCGACUUCAUCAAUACAGGACCAAUUGGAAAUACCCCUCUCACACUGUACGUUUUCUCCAAUAAUACCGAACUGCGAAACAAGAUCAUGAGAGAAACGAAUUCCGGAAGCGUCUGCUUUAAAAUAUACUUUAAGUCAGUGCAGUUUACCAUCUUUGCCAUUUGGAGGAGUGGGCAACAGCGGUUGAGGUAUCCUCCACACACAGACGACAAGUAUGCAAAGGCUGCCUGGUUCUUAGGCUCUGGUAAGCAGCCUAAAACCGGAUGGUUCUGGUAGUCAUAGAAACAGUUUCCAAUAACAACCAGUUAGACAUUAACAAAGUUCGAAUAGAACGAUUAAAACCCGUUAAGCUUAAUUUUGUUUUUCUUUAUGUAUAUCUUGCUGUAAAUAUUGGUCUUUAAAAAUGUGAAAGAUGUGUUUUUAUUUUCUUUCGAUUGAACUUGCCAGAUAUGUGGGAACAACCGAUAUAAGGAUAAUAAUGCUAUCAUGAUUUGAAUGGAAAAGAAUAUUUUAUUUUUGAAUACUUAGCUACAAAUGAAUUUUUCUGUAGCUUCUGCAGAAAAUGAGAAGAUUAAAAUAUGCCAUACAAUCGUUUGAUAAAUGCUUAGAAUCGUCGCUUAACUGUAUUAUAUUCAAUCAUUAAGCUUCUUAUACAUUACUUUCAUGUAUCAUCCAGUAUUUAAUUGUUAAUUUUGUAGUGUUUCAAUAUUCUCCGUCCUUUGAAAUCGAAUGUUUACACUGUAUGUUAUGUAAAGAUGCGCUGUAAAAUUGUGUCACUUUCGUGUCUGUAUUGGUCAAAAUAGUGUAUACAAUAGUUUGUUAAAAAAAUACAAAAAUAUAUUUUUUAUUCCCUAACAUCUAUAUUAUCAGAUAACACAUGAAGACAUUUUACAAACUUUUGAUAAAAAGCGUGUUAAUGAAUGAGUAAUCGCAACUUUUGUUUUGUUUUUAAUUUGUGAAUAGAUUUAAGUUAAAAUCUAAAAUACAGUAUUAUGUUAUUACUUCGUAAAUAUUCAUUGCAGAUCGAUUUGUGCUUUCAAAUACUUUAUGUGGCUCCUUGUGAUCUUUAAUCGAACAAGUCAGCAUCCAGAGUGGCUCUUUCUUUAGAUUAACGAUUUUUUGACGAUUUUUUGACGUAUACAAUCAUUUGCGUAAUUUUAAAAUAAUUAAGUUUAUCCCUGAGUUUUUUUUAAGGAAUUCACAUAAAUCAAUAUUUAAUACUUUGAUGUUUGUAGACCCUCUAAACAAUGUGGAAUCAAAAAACAAUACAACUAAAACCAGCCAUUGUUUUGUUUUUAACAGCUACAAAAAGGCCACUCUCGGUCGAUAUUUUAGACAUGGUGAAAAAUAAUAUGCUUGUUGCUCUAAAAACAAUAGCUCAUUUUGUUUGUGUAACAUAUGAAUAUUAUGAAAAAUGUUUUAAAAAGAUGUUAGCUCGCACAGUUUUCAAAUAAAGGAAUACAAUUUCAUUGAUAUAUAAUAUAUCUAACAGAGUCUAGUGUUUCAAUACUUUGUUUUCGAUUUUAUAUGAAAUUAAAAAAAAAUCAGUUGGGUUGUCAAAUAUUAAAUUUGUAUUUCGAUUUGAAGCAAAGUAACAUAUAUGCCAUUUUAUCAAACAUAGUUAUUAUUAAAUGAUAAUACUACAAUUGAGACCACGUCCAAGGCUUUUAUUGAGGGGAAAUUACUUUUUUAAAUGUAGACAUGUCAAUGGUCAUUAUGUUGUAUAGAAAGCUUAAUUAAAUGUUUUAAUAACAUUAAAGAGUGACAAUUCAAUGAUUGUGUAACGAAAAAAUAAAUACUUGUAAGAAA
Messenger RNA from Dreissena polymorpha, 2985 nucleotides. RefSeq names its product aldehyde dehydrogenase family 3 member B1-like. Gene Ontology annotation, molecular function: aldehyde dehydrogenase (NAD+) activity. NCBI's taxonomy places the organism in Eukaryota, Metazoa, Mollusca, Bivalvia, Myida, Dreissenidae. The transcript is spliced from 13 exons. Gene Ontology annotation, biological process: aldehyde metabolic process. The record is from RefSeq and is a predicted model, not a curated record. Bases 1 to 1452 code for a protein of 483 amino acids. Gene Ontology annotation, cellular component: cytoplasm.